GAGUCCUUCCACAUUAAAUGGAACACUGUAUGCCUAAAGUUCUGAAAUUCCUUUACAAAGCUAGAAAUCUAAUUAGCGUCGCCACCAUCAGUUCUUCCUCCGCCGCCUCGGUUGCCGCCAUCGCAUCUUCUCCCAAAUUCUCAACUACAUCCGCCGCCGCCGCCAUGGACGAUCUCCAAACCCUAAAAACACGUCUCUGCAUCAUCGGCAGCGGUCCCGCAGCGCACACUGCUGCCAUCUACGCCGCACGUGCGGAAAUCAAACCGGUUCUAUUUGAAGGAUGGAUGGCCAACGACAUCGCCGCCGGCGGACAGCUCACGACGACGACCGACGUGGAAAAUUUCCCUGGUUUUCCGGAUGGUAUCUUAGGGUUUGAAUUAAUGGAAAGAUGCAAACAACAAUCUGUUAGAUUUGGUACUGAGAUAUUUUCUGAAACUGUUAAUAAAGUAGAUUUCUCGAAAACUCCAUUUAAGGUGUUUACAGAUAGUAAGACUGUUAUUGCUGAUAGCGUUAUUGUUGCAACUGGUGCCGUUGCGAGGCGGUUGAGUUUUCCGGGUUCGGGUGAAGGGAAAUCAGGGUUUUGGAAUAAAGGGAUUUCAGCUUGUGCUGUUUGUGAUGGUGCUGCGCCGAUUUUUAGGAAUAAGCCGUUAGCGGUUAUUGGUGGCGGUGAUUCUGCUAUGGAAGAAGCUAAUUUCUUAACUAAGUACGGUUCCAAAGUUUAUAUUAUUCAUAGGAGGAAUGAGUUUAGGGCGUCGAAAAUUAUGCAACAAAGGGCUAUGAACAAUCCUAAGAUUGAGGUUAUAUGGAACUCGGCGGUGGUUGAGGCAUAUGGUGCAGAAGGGAAGUCAGUCUUAGGAGGGUUAAAGGUGAAGAAUGUGGUGAGUGGUGAGGUUUCUGAUUUGCCGGUGAACGGGUUGUUUUUUGCUAUUGGGCAUGAGCCUGCAACUAAGUUUUUGGAUGGGCAGUUGGAACUUGAUUCUGAUGGGUAUGUUGUGACUAAACCUGGAUCAACUGUUACAAGUGUUAAAGGUGUUUUUGCUGCUGGUGAUGUUCAAGAUAAGAAGUAUAGGCAAGCUGUUACUGCUGCGGGGUCUGGUUGUAUGGCAGCAUUGGAUGCAGAACACUACUUACAGGAAAUUGGAUCCCAAGAAGGAAAGAGUGAUUGAUGAAUGGGUGACCUGCUAAUAUUCUUGAUUUAUUAUGAUUACAUUCUGCAACAUUGUAAGGAUAAGUCCCUAUAAUUGGUUUGUUUUAUUUGCUUGAUGAAAGAAUUGUUGAAACUGAUUUCAGUUUCAGCGUAUUUGUAUUUGUUACUUGAUUUGUUGGCUUAAACUGCCAAUAAUUUAUCCGUUCAUUUGAAA
Messenger RNA from Erigeron canadensis, 1361 nucleotides. RefSeq names its product thioredoxin reductase NTRB-like. Gene Ontology annotation, biological process: removal of superoxide radicals. The record is from RefSeq and is a predicted model, not a curated record. The coding region runs from base 18 to 1166 and encodes 382 amino acids. NCBI's taxonomy places the organism in Eukaryota, Viridiplantae, Streptophyta, Magnoliopsida, Asterales, Asteraceae. The transcript is spliced from 2 exons. Gene Ontology annotation, molecular function: thioredoxin-disulfide reductase (NADPH) activity. Gene Ontology annotation, cellular component: cytoplasm.